This is a messenger RNA of Colletotrichum chrysophilum, 804 nucleotides long. RefSeq lists its product as uncharacterized. The transcript is spliced from 3 exons. Lineage: Eukaryota; Fungi; Ascomycota; Sordariomycetes; Glomerellales; Glomerellaceae. The record is from RefSeq and is a predicted model, not a curated record. Bases 1 to 804 code for a protein of 267 amino acids.
AUGGCGGAAAUUGUCAAGCGCGAGGAGCAAAAUGCGAAGACCAACCCCGACGCGGUGAAGGCUGCGGCAGCCGCGAAUGGCCCUCCCAACGCCAACGCUCUCCCCAUCGAUCCGAACCAACUUCUGUCUGUGUUGGGUCAAGCUGGCGGUAUCAUCAUCAACAAUGGCCAACCACAGCCGGGAACUCCAGGAACAGCUCCCCCGGCAAAUGGACUGCCACCUAAUAAUAAUGCGAACGUCCCGACAGUCACGAUCUUCGUCACAGUGACCCCGUCAGCUGCGACCAUCACACAGACGGUGAUGAUCAUGAUCCCGACAACAGUCACGGUCACUGCAACACCGGCGCCGGCGCCUCCUGUGAUCAAUCCUCAGCCAGCACCGCUGCCGCCGCCGCCGCCAGCUACCAGUGCGGCACCUCCUCCUCCUCCGCCUCCGGCCAACACCGCGCCGCCUCCACCUCCUCCGCCAGUCAUGAACCCGCCGCCUCCUCCCCUGCCUCCCAUGAGCUCCUCAUUAGGUCUCGCGCCUCCCAUUCCUCCCGGUGCUACUCCUCCUCCGACCGGCGCAAACCCAUUACCACCUCCUGCUGCGGCUGUUCCUCCCGCAUCUUCUGCUUCUUCCAGCUCCAUGCCCAAGGGCGCUGGUGGAACUCCUACCGCUGUUGUGUUGUUGGGUGUGUUUGGUGGUGUUGCCGGUGUAUCACUGUUGGCGAUGGGAGUGUUUAUCUACGGCCUGAUGAGGCGUAAGAAGCAGAAGGCUGAGGCGGAGGAAUCGGAGGACGUGACAGAGAUCCGGCAAAUAUAG